Messenger RNA from Leptonychotes weddellii (Weddell seal), 3441 nucleotides. NCBI's taxonomy places the organism in Eukaryota, Metazoa, Chordata, Mammalia, Carnivora, Phocidae. The record is from RefSeq and is a predicted model, not a curated record.
AUUCUUGGCCUCAUUGUCAAACAUUAAUUGUCUGUAUACAUGUUGCUUUACUUUUGGGUUCUUUAUUCCGUUCCACUGGUCUGUUUUUAUGCCAGUACCCUACUGUUUUGAAAACAAUAGCUUUGUAAUAUAGUUUGAAAUCACAAGUGUGCUGCCUUCAGCUUGAUCUUCUUUCUCAAAUUGCUUUGGCUUCAGACAUUGGUUAACUUGGUGGCAAAAGAUGCCAGUGUCCUAUGUGGAGCAGGAAGCUGGAGGCUCUGCUGAGAAGGGACUGCAGUCACACCCACCCUGUGGCUGAUGGAGGUUGUUGCUGUGGAGCAGAGGAUGAGGAGGCACCCUUUGCCCAGAGCACUUCUGUAGGCGUAUCACAGACCAGGACGCCCAAGGCAGCUCAGUCUUCCCGGAAGACCCACCCCUGUGAGAUGUGUGGUCCAGUCUUGAGAGACAUUUUCUACUUGGCUGCGCACCAGGGAAAAGAAAACAGCCAGAAACUGUUGAGGUGUGGGGCCUGUGGGAAACGAUUUUAUUUCAUUACUGACUUCAGAAAACAUGAGAAACAGCACAUGGGAGAGAAAUCCUUCAGAAGCCGUGUGGACAGGGCCUCUGUUGUGAAGAACUGGGGAUUCCAUGGUUCAGGAAAGCCCCUUACCUGUGAAGAAGUUCAGAAGGACUUCCUGUCUGGCUCGGGGCAUCUGCAGCAAGAGGCCACUCAUACUGGGGAGAAGCCACACACGAUCACCCAGUGCAGGGCAACUUUACAAAGCAGAAAAAGUCAUGACACCUGGGGAGAAUGCAAGAACGCCUUUGGUCCCAAACACACACAUAGUCAGGACCAGGGUGUCCACCUUGGAAGACAGUCCUUUGUGUGCAGUGAAUGCGGGAAAGCAUUCAGGUACAAAUCCUUAUUUGCCAUACACCAGAGAUCCCAUACUGGAGAAAGAUAUCAUGAGUUUGGUAAAUGGCAAACACCAGCCCUGAAUGAACAUGGAAAGACUCACAGCGCAUCCAGACAGUACACGUGCAGCAAAUGUGGGAAAUCCUUAGGCCACAAAUCUGUCCUCAUUCAUCCCCAGAGAUGGCACAGUGGAGUGAAGAGUUACGUUUGCAGUGGAUGUGCAAAAGCUGUUAGCUGUAGCUCAGUGUUGAUUACUCAUAGGAUUCAACCUGGAGAAAGGUUUUAUAAGUGUCGUGGCUGUGCAAAAUCUUUUCCCUCUAUGUCUGCCCUCUCAUAUCAUCAGAGAUCUCAUGCAGGAAAAAGACGGUACGAGUGCAGUGAUUGUGGGAAAUCUUUUACCAGCAGUUCUGUCCUCCAUUAUCACCAGAGAGUUCAUAGUGGAGAAAGGCCUUAUCAGUGCAGUAAAUGUGGCAAGUCCUUUCUCCGAAGAAAUAGCCUCAAUGUACAUAUAAAGGUUCACUCAGGUGAAAGGCCUUAUAAAUGUAACGCAUGUGGGAAAUCUUUAAAGUGUAAGUCAGCAUUCAUUAAACACCAGCGCGUUCACACAGGAGAAAGGCCUUAUGAGUGCAGCGAAUGUGGCAGGUCUUUUCUCCGAAGAAAUACUCUGAAUGUACACAUAAAGGUUCACUCAGGUGAAAGACCUUAUAAAUGUAACGAAUGUGGUAAGUCAUUUAAGUUUAAGUCAACAUUCAUUAAACACCAGAGAAUUCACACAGGGGAGAGGCCUUAUGAGUGUAGUGAAUGUGGGAAAUCUUUUAUCUCUAGGACUGACCUACGGUAUCAUCAGAGAAUUCACACAGGAGAGAGACCUUAUCAGUGCAGCGAAUGUGGCAAGUCCUUUGUCCGAAGAAAUAUCCUCAAGGUACACAGAAAGGUUCACUCAGGUGAAAGGCCUUAUAAAUGUAAUGAAUGUGGGAAAUCUUUGAAGUGUAAGUCAUCGUUGAUUAAACACCAGAGAAUUCACACAGGAGAAAGGCCUUAUGAGUGCAGUGAAUGCGGGAAGUCUUUUAUCACUAGUUCCGUGCUUCAUUCUCACCAGAGAGUUCACACUGGAGAAAGGCCUUAUGAAUGCAGUGAAUGUGGGAAAUCUUUUACCACUAGUUCUGUCCUCCGUGAUCAUCAGAGACUUCAUACUGGAGAAAGGCCUUAUGAAUGCAGUGAAUGUGACAAAACUUUUACUACAAGUUCUGCCCUCCAUUAUCACCACAGAGUUCACACUGGAGAGAGACCUUAUGCAUGCAGUGAAUGUGGCAAGUCCUUUGUCCGAAGAAAUAGCCUGAGUGUGCACCUGAAAGUUCACUCAGGUGAAAAGCCUUAUAAAUGUAAUGUAUGUGGGAAAUCAUUGAAGUGUAAGUCAACAUUCAUUCAACACCAGAGAAUUCACACAGGAGAAAGGCCUUAUGAGUGCAGUGAAUGUGGGAAAUCUUUUUCCGCUACCUCUGUCCUUCGUUCUCACCAGAGAGUACACACGGGAGAAAGACCUUAUGAAUGCAGUGAAUGUGGAAAAUCUUUUACGUCUAGUUCUGCCCUCCGUUCUCACCAAAGAGUGCACACCGGAGAAAGGCCUUAUGAGUGCAGUGACUGUGGCAAGUUCUUUCUCCACAGAAAUAGCCUCAAUGUACACAUCAAGGUUCACUCAGGUGAAAGACCCUAUAAAUGUAAUGAAUGUGGGAAAUCUUUGAACUAUAAGUCAACAUUCAUUCAACACCAGAGAAUUCACACAGGAGAAAAGCCUUAUCUGUGCAGUGAAUGUGGGAAGUCUUUUAGUCAUAGCUGUGCCCUCCGGUACCAUCGUCAGAGUCACCUUGGAAUAAGUCCUUAUGAUUGUAGUGAAUGUGGGAAAUCUUUUACCACUAGUUCUGUCCUCCGUGAUCACCAGAGACUUCACACUGGAGAAAGGCCUUAUGAGUGCAGUCAGUGUGGGAAAUCUUUCACCACUCGUUCUGUCCUCCGUUCUCAUCAGAGAGUUCACUCUCGGGAAAGGCCUUAUGAGUGCAGUGAAUGUGGCAAGUCCUUUGUCAGAAGAAAUAGCCUCAAUGUACAUGUAAAGGUUCAUUCAGGUGAAAAGCCUUAUAAGUGUCAUGAAUGUGGGAAAUCUUGGAAGUGUAAGUCGACGUUCAUAAAACACCAGAGAAUUCAUACAGGAGAAAGGUCUUUUGCUUGCAGUGAAUGUGGGAAAUCUUUUUUCAGUCAUGAUGCUCUCAGUUAUCAUCACAGAGUUCACAGUGGCAACAGGCCUUAGGGGUGCUGCUGUUGUAGGGAAUCUUUCAGCUGUAUCUUCAGUCUCCUUCAACAGGAGGAAAUACAAUUAAUAGAGUCCUUAUGGGCAGUAUUACGAACUGAAUGUUUAUGUUCACUAAAAUUGAUAUGUUCAAUCCCUAUCCUCUAAUUCAAUAGGAUUAGCAUGUGAUGUCUUGGGAGAUAAUUCAAAGAUAUAGUUUCAUAAAAAUCUGAAUUAAGGGGCGCCUGGGUGGCUCAGUUGGUUA